This is a messenger RNA of Paramecium sonneborni, 207 nucleotides long. The record is from the annotation of a GenBank genome assembly. Lineage: Eukaryota; Ciliophora; Oligohymenophorea; Peniculida; Parameciidae.
AUGAACUAGAAUGAUAAAAGUAAAGGAUCUGAAAAAUAAGAAAUAAAUAGUAUGUAAAGCUUGGAGGAACCUUAAACAAUAGUUUGUAGAGGCUAAUUUAAAAAAGAAAUAUAUAUAUUGGUGGAUAAAUCAUUUGGUGAUAAGAUGACAUAUUUGAAUGUUUUAAGAUACAAGAGCGCCUUAGCAAAAAAGAUUUUAAGAACAUGA